Molecule: messenger RNA, 656 nt
Organism: Meleagris gallopavo (turkey)
Lineage: Eukaryota; Metazoa; Chordata; Aves; Galliformes; Phasianidae
Source: RefSeq, a predicted model, not a curated record
UUUGAACCCGGUGUCAAGUUAUCCUCUAAUGACGAUGUUCCAUCGCUCCCUCCCUUCUCUCCUCUCCGCGUGGCCGUGGGUGCACGUUCAGUCAACCCCAACUACAGCGGCGGGGAGCCCAAGCGGUCCCGCACCGCCUACACUCGACAGCAGGUCCUGGAGCUGGAGAAGGAGUUCCACUUCAACCGCUACCUGACCAGGAGGCGACGCAUCGAGAUCGCUCACACCCUGUGCCUCUCCGAGCGCCAGGUCAAGAUCUGGUUCCAGAACCGGCGCAUGAAGUGGAAGAAGGACCACAAGCUGCCCAACACCAAGAUGCGCUCCUCCAACCAGCCCUCGCUCGGCCAGCAGCAGGCCAAGGCACAGACACAGGGCCACCCCCGCCCGCUCGACGGGGCUGCACCCAACGCGGCCGCGCUAUAAGGGGGUUAUCGUUAUUUUUUUUUUUAAUAUAUAGAUCUCUAUUUACCUAUCUAUUGGGGUUGUGCGGCCGCCCGCGCUGGCGGCUGGCCCUUGGGACCACGCAACUGUGUAAAACAAAGCAGGAGCAGGGAAGGAGGACGAGACGUGCCCAGGGACGGGCACACGUUGAAACCAAAACCCGGACGAUUGCCUACAUUGUAUAUAGAUAAUGGUUCCAUGCCCAUCAUUUUUCU